Molecule: messenger RNA, 899 nt
Organism: Symbiodinium necroappetens
Lineage: Eukaryota; Dinophyceae; Suessiales; Symbiodiniaceae
Source: the annotation of a GenBank genome assembly
AUGGACCCUAUCAAGGGAAUCUUCACCAACAACUACUUCGGUGACUACUACGGCAACAUGGGCAUGGCCAACUAUCAGGUGACCAACGGCCUCUUCGCCAACUGGCCCAUUGCCCACUGGACAAGCGAGCGCUUCGGCAGUGAGAGCCACAUGGCGAAGGGCAACCCGUGCAUCGAGAAAGAGUACUUCACGGGGACCACGGCCAGUGUCUGUGACCGCUGUUGCAUGGACACAACUGGUACCUGUGAGUGCGACGAGGAGACGGACACCUACUCAACAUUCCUGCGGGCCCACGACGACUGCACCCCGUGGGUGGCGCGCUGGCCGGAAGAUCCCGACGGUCUGGGAAAGUUGGGAGGCACCUGGAAACUCGUCUACAACGAGGAGGAUUUCAACAACUGCACGGACAUCAAACAGGUCCGCACGUGGAUGGAGUGGCAGGACUGCAUCGAGAUGAGCACCUUCAUGUGCAGUCAGCGGUUCAAGCGCAUCAGCGUCGAGCCAGGAUUUCUCUCGACGUUCCGCCAGCUGAUCCUGCCCCAGAUGCAGAAGCGAGCGGAUGCGAUUUCCGAGGACACGGAGUAUGGCAAGUACGUGCGCAAAGCUGUCCGGAAGCUUACCGACACGGCUGAGCAGGAGAGUCAGUACUCCGACGCCUUCACGAGCGUGCUGCAAGAAAUCAUGAAGCAACUCUGCGGGGACUACAUGCUCUACGGCUUCAUCCGAGACCGGAUCCAUCUCGGCAAGCAGAAGACGCCGAUUUACCCACGCUUCUUCCAUUCCCAGGCCCACAUCAAGUUCGGCAAGGACCUUUUGGAUGUGACGACGUCGCCUAAUGAAGCAGCCGCUUUCACCGGCUACCAUUCAGACAUUGACCGCAGCAGCAUGACGUGGAUGAU